AUAAUAUGACAACCGUCAUAAUAUGAGCUACUUGUACUGUGUUUUUAAUCAAUUCGUUAUUGCGUUAGGAUUCAGCUAAGGGCUACUUAUAUAUCCACUUGUGUGUUAUAAAAGGGAAAAAUAUAUAUAUCAUCUAUGGGGGAUGAGACUGACACUCUUUUUUUUUUUUUUUCCCCACGUUUCUGUAACCGUGGUUAUAAGUGUCCACUGACUUUGUUAUUAAAUUUGUUGAUGGAAAAAUUAAGGCAGAUUUGAGAAGCUGGGUUCUAGGUGAUGGUAUCUGCAAAAUUUGUACAGUCAUUUACUAUUGGCAAUAUUACUGUAAGCUAUUGGGAACAUGAAAACACAGAAGCAUAGCGUCUCACAAAGAAAACGUUAACAGACUACCAAAGAAACUUCAGAGUUCCAAAGCGAAUGAAUAAUUAUUUUCAGAAUGUAUAUGAUAAUUCAGAAUAGAGUAAUUCCUGCUGAAAACUGGAAGACUGUUCCUCAUUCUUGGAGGCAGGUGGGAAAGAUGACCUAAGCCCAGAAAGAGAAAACAGGCAAAUUUUUUUGUUUGUUUUCCUUUGGGGCUUAUGUUUCUGAAUUUGUUACUAUUCAAUUCUAGCAAAGCAGUUUUAUGGCAGGGGGAUUCUAAAACAUUUCUGGGUAUUAUUUAAUAAAAUUCUCUUGAACCAUGGUGUAGCUAAUAAAGGUGAAAGAAUAAUUUGCAGAGAAUUGUACAGUUUGUCUUUUGGCUGUUGCCCUCCAGAAUCUUGGUAGUUAAAAAAAAAAAUCUGCCCAUUCCUUUUCACCUUCUCAGAAUAGCCAUCUUCCCUUGAGGUUUUGUUUAACUUUCUUUGAAACUUUGCAGUCUGGUUACUUCCAUUUCUCUCAACCUUUAUGUGCUAGAUGGACUCUGUCCCAGCUUUUUCUUCAACACAAGUGCUAAUGCCAACAUAAGGAGGGCUGUCUUGUUUAUCCAGCGCAUUUUGUGUUCUUGAAACUUACACAGUUGUGAACUGUAAAUUGUUCUAUCUGUACUUGCAGGUAAGUAUAUUUCAUUUGAAGUCUCCCAUUUGCUCUUUGAAUCUCUGAGCUCUGAUAGAUUAUAUCAUAUUCAUAACUUGAUAGCUUAUGAAUACAGAAAAUUGACUUUGUAUCAGAGUGCCCAGUAUCAAAGCAGCUGUUAAUUGCUUUUUAGCCUUUCCAGGCACUGAAAAGGAUAAACGCUGAUUCCUGGGAGCUCAUUUGCUCAGUAUCUGAAAUUGGUAUUUAUAGCUGGUCUGCCAUAGUCCCUGCUCUUCUCCAUUACAGUUCUGCUACUGCUUAUGUGGCUGCAGGAAUUAGCUCUGGGAGCUUGUUAUGGCAAAGAUUAUACCAAAUGUACUCACUUUAUAAGACUGAUCAGUUACUGAAUGAGUGUGGUAUGUAGGAUGCACGUGAGCAAGGACUAGAAAUAUCUGAAGGGACCCUAGAGCCCCAUUUUAGGGGGUUGAGUUUUUUGUUCUCUCGCAGCAAUGGAAUUCUUAGCACUCAAAAAAGGUGAGCAGGAGUUUGCUUAAGCUAGCAUCUGGAAGAUGAAAGAGGAUAGGGGCUGGGAGAGCUGGGGCUCCUCUGGGGAAAAGAGAAGGCUGCAAGGUGACCUGAUAAUGGCUUUCCAGUAUCUAAAGGGAAACUACAGGAAAGAAAGAGGCUAGCAGCAUCUGUGGUGACAGACCAAGGGGAAGUGGUUUUAGGCUCAGAGAGUAGAUUUAGGUUAGAUAAGCCUUCUACAGUAAAGGGUGGUGAGGCACUGGAACAGACUGCCCUGUAAUGUGGUUGAUGCCCUGUCUCUGGAGACUUCAAAGGUGCGGCUGAAUCAGGCUCUGGGCAACCUGGUCUUGCUGUAGUGUUUCUGUUUGUUGCAGGGGUGUUAGACUAGCAGGCCAUUAGAGGUCCCUUCCAGCUCUGAGGAUUGUAUGAUGAUGACAGGACAACAGCGCUAAUGGGAGAUCCUUUACUAUUCUAUCCUGUUAUAGUCUUCCUUAUUAAGUUGUGAUAAGUAAGACUUAUGAGAGUAACAGUAUAUGAGAUUAGAAAUGAUGAAUAGGUCUGGUUCAGGAAAUAGAGAAAACAUUCUUCAUGUUUUUCUUCAGGACAGACCUGGGGGGAAAAAAAGUGCAAAACAGAACUUAGGAGAACCAUGUAAAUAAAAGAAACAGAUGGCCUGGCUGUAAGGGAGCUUUAAGAAAAAGUGUUUCUUAGAAGGCUACCUCUAAAGAUUCUUCCUUUAUCUUGCUUAACAACAGUAAAUAAAAACACCGCUGCAAAUCAACACCAGUAGUUCUGUGUAGCAGAACUGUGUAUAUAGUUGCCAGAGAGCAAUCUAAGCCCUGCUCAGUGAUGAGGCCCCAGAGGCGUGCAAAAAUGAGUUGGAUGUUAGGAAGUGUCUUAGGAAGUGUUAUUAGAAAAGUGAAGUUGUGGGUUAAAAUUUUUGCACGUGAACCAAAGUGGAAAUGUAGACAUUUGGGUUCCCAAGUAUGUAAGAGAAUAUAUUAGGAGGUUUUUUUGGUUUUUAGGAGGUGAUAUGUUGGGGGGAGUGAAAGCAAACAAAAUGCCUCUAGGUCUGUUUAACCAGCCAAGCAGCCUUUUCGUGGCAGCGACCUUGCGGUUCUCUCCUGGCUGCCUUGUCAGCAGCAGGCGAGGGGCACCGCGCCCGAGGCACAGAGGCCCCGGGUUGGCGGCGUCGCAGCAGAAAGCUGCAGGAGGAUCGCAGGGCCCUUCCUUGCCGUUGCGUCUGAGCCGCGGGCUGCGGGGAGGCCUCGGCCCCCCCAGUCGGUACCGCGCGGGGCGGGGCGGGCUGCCGGCCUGCCCCCGCCGGGCUGCUCCUCUGCCGGGGAUGCUCCGGAGUCGGGGUGGAUCGGCCCCUUCCCGGGCUCCUCCCGCUGCCGCGGCACCUCGGCCACGUCUGAAAGCGGCUCAUUGUCUCCGCAGGGAGCUCAAAUCCGCGGCGGUGCCGGGAGGCGGCGGGCAGCUUUUUUAAUUGCCUAGUGAGAAUGGCAAGGAUUCGGAUUUCUAGCACAAUCAUUACGCUUCUUGUUAUGGUCCAGACUGGAUUCCUACUCUUCAUGUAUGCUCGCUACAAUAGCUUCACUCCUCAUUCAGAAGAGAAAUCGUCUCAAGUCCACAUCCUCAUCCUCUCCUCUUGGAGGUCGGGAUCUUCUUUUGUCGGCCAGCUUUUCAGCCAGCACCCCAGUGUCUUCUACCUGAUGGAGCCUGCAUGGCAUGUAUGGGUUACAAUGUACCAGAACAGCGCCAAAGUCUUGCACAUGGCGGUGCGGGACCUGGUCAGGUCAGUCUUUCUCUGCGAUAUGUCUGUUUUUGAUGCCUAUAUGCCUUGGAAAAGAAACUUAUCUGACCUUUUCCAGUGGGCAGUGAGUCGGGCUCUGUGUUCAGCUCCCGCUUGUGACUCCUUUCAGCGUACUGACAUAACCAGUGAAAUGGCAUGCAAAACUCUUUGUGGACGGUACCCAUUCAGCAAGGUGGAAGAAGCCUGUAAAACUUACAGCCAUGUUGUCAUCAAGGAGGUUCGCUUCUUUGACCUGAAGGUCCUCUACCCACUUCUCACCGAUCCAUCCCUGAACCUCAAAAUAAUCCACUUGGUCCGUGACCCAAGGGCAGUUGUAAAGUCACGAGAACAAUCAGUCAAAGCAUUAGCCCGUGACAAUGGAAUUGUUCUGAGUACCAAUGGCACUAAAGUGGAAGACAGCAAAUAUAAAGUAAUGCAAGAGAUUUGUAGAAGUCACGUUCAGAUUUAUGAAACAGCAACUCUAAAACCACCUAGCUUCCUUAAAGAUCGCUAUCUAAUGAUUCGUUUUGAAGAUCUGGUGAGAGACCCAUUGUCAGAAAUUUCAGAAAUGUAUAAAUUUGCAGAUCUUAGUUUGACCCCCACACUUAAAAGUUGGGUCUAUAACAUCACACAUGGACAGGGAUCAGGAAAAAAAAAAGAAGCCUUCAAAAUCACAUCUCGAGAUGCAGUUAAUGUUUCCCAGGCCUGGAGAAAUGUUCUUUCAUUCCAGAAAAUUAAAAAAAUACAGGACGUUUGCAAAGGCGCUAUAAACAUGCUGGGCUAUCAGCUAGUGGAUUCAGAAAAAGAACAAAGAGAUCUGUCACUGGAUUUAGUGUUGCCAAGAAGACAAAAUCAAUUCAGUUGGUCAUCGUUCAACCCAAAGAACUAAGCCAUUACUUUGAGAGAUUAGGGAGGGGAAAAAGGGAGAGUGUAUCUAUCUGUUUUGCAGUGUAUAGGUAGUUUGAAAAUCCUUGGCUAAUGACUUUAAUUAUCUUCCUGCCUGCUGGUUCACAAAGUAAAGCUUUUUUUUUUUUCCCCCAAGCUUCUUACACCACAAAACAAAUAAACAAAAAAAAAAAUUGUGAAAAAUUCAGCAAGAUACUUGUGAGAUUGUAAAUUUGCAACUGUUUGUGCUUUUUUGAGUGUUGUUUUUAAAAUAUAAAUUCUUUCGAUAAAAGACAUCUUUGUUCAUUGAUAAUAGUUUUGUUCCAGUUUCAUACUUAAAAUAUUCAUUGUUUUUGAUUCAUAUAAAGGGAUCAAAAUACAAACUAAUUUGCCUUUUUUUUUUUCCCCCUAAGAAAUACUUGUCUUUUUUUCUUUUGCUUUAAAAUUGUUAUGCAGUUGUGUAUUUUUUUAGGCUUCUUUAAAUUUCAACAGCUGGAAUAACUGCAGUGGUUCUGUUGUAAAAGGCUCAAGGUUAUCUUAUUGAUAGUUUUCUUAGAGUUUUGCAGUGGCAGAUUUUGCAAUCAAAUAGUUAAACAGAGAUGUUGGCAAAGUGCAAAAAGCUUAGGAUGCAAAAAACAAGGCGAGAAAUCUUUGUUGGAGUUGCUGUGGAAAUAGCAUGUUAAUGCUGUCCCAAUUGUGUUUCAGUAUUGCAACACAGUAGGCACAUGUUUGAUUCCUGUGAGAAACACUCGAAGUCAAAAAUUUCAGUUGGGCAAGGAUCUUAGCGAUAGCGAUAGUGACAGAUUAUUCACUAUUACAGUAACGGCCGCACGCCACCUAUUGGCA
Lagopus muta (rock ptarmigan) is the source of this 5041-nucleotide messenger RNA. Its product is annotated as carbohydrate sulfotransferase 6-like. Gene Ontology annotation, cellular component: Golgi membrane. Gene Ontology annotation, biological process: keratan sulfate proteoglycan biosynthetic process; carbohydrate metabolic process; N-acetylglucosamine metabolic process. The coding region runs from base 3018 to 4199 and encodes 393 amino acids. The transcript has 2 exons. NCBI's taxonomy places the organism in Eukaryota, Metazoa, Chordata, Aves, Galliformes, Phasianidae. The record is from RefSeq and is a predicted model, not a curated record. Gene Ontology annotation, molecular function: N-acetylglucosamine 6-O-sulfotransferase activity.